This is a messenger RNA of Hymenoscyphus albidus, 768 nucleotides long. The record is from the annotation of a GenBank genome assembly. Lineage: Eukaryota; Fungi; Ascomycota; Leotiomycetes; Helotiales; Helotiaceae.
AUGGGAAAGAAGGGCAUUGAACAGCCACAAGGCUUUGUCGCGUAGGUAAUUCCAUAUAUCCCCAAAAAUCUCCUAACAUCUCCCAGCACAUUCGGCGUCCAAAUGGUCGAUCUCUUCAUCGGCCCAACCAAACAACAAUUCCGCGUCCACAAAACCCUCCUCUGCAACCGGGUAGAAUACUUCCACAAAAUGUUCUCAAGCGGAUUCCUCGAAGCCGAAGAAAAGUCGGGAUCCCUCCCAGACGAAGAACCCAUCGUCUUCGCCCUCUUCCUCGAGUAUCUCUACGGGGGAGGACGACUCAGUCCCGUCGACGUGACGUUGAGUACGCAAUCCUCUGGCCCGAUCGUGGAUCGCAUCAAACUCUAUGGUUUCGCGGAACGGAUCUGUUUGGUGGAGCUCGCCGACUAUGUUAUGACGAACUUGAUUUCGAACUUGAAGCACUACGAGCGAACGCCGAGUCGAGAGGGGAUCUUAUUGGCGUACAAGGAGACGAGGACGGGGAGUUCGUUGAGGAGAUAUAUGAGUUCGGCUUUGUACUAUGUUAUGAAGUAUGAGACGGAGGAUAGUCCUUGGACUGCGGAGGCACUUUGUGAGACGUUAAAGGAGGUGGAUGACUUACUUUAUGAUUUGAUUGUGGUCACGAGGAAGCAUGAAGCUCAUAUACCGCCUGCCACGAAGAAAUCUGUUGAUCCGAGAAUUGGGUCAAAGUGCCGAUUCCAUUCACAUCCAGAGAAUGCGGUUUGUUUGCUGAAGGGUGAUAUUUUAUGA